AUGGCUGAGCCAGAUGAGUUUGGAGAUCUCUUACUUGAUGACUAUGACAUUGAUACCAGCAACAAUAACAAUAAAAAUGAUCCAGGAGAUUCCAAUUUGGAAAAUGCUGAUGAGCAAUUGACACAAAGAACUGCAAGGAAAAAGAGACUUGAUGCUGAUUUAUUGCUCAGCCCUGAAGGUUUACUUCAUUUAAAGAGUGAAAGUCAAAACUUGCGAUUCAAGGGAAAAGGAUUUGAGGACGAGGAUUUGAAAAAGUUGAUCACGUAUUAUACAGUUUGGGCACACAACUUGUAUCCAAAACUGAGAUUUCAAGAUUUUACAAGAAGAGUGGUGAAGCAAACAUCUAAAGCCAGCGUCAAACUUCAAGUAGAGCAAUGGCAACAAGAAUACAGAGAAAGACGACAAGUUAGAAGGGAUAUAAUGAAAUCUAUGAUGGAUAAUACGACGGAUUGA
This is a messenger RNA of Mycotypha africana, 453 nucleotides long. RefSeq names its product replication fork protection component Swi3-domain-containing protein. Lineage: Eukaryota; Fungi; Mucoromycota; Mucoromycetes; Mucorales; Mycotyphaceae. The transcript has 3 exons. The record is from RefSeq and is a predicted model, not a curated record. Gene Ontology annotation, biological process: DNA damage response; DNA replication checkpoint signaling; replication fork arrest. Gene Ontology annotation, cellular component: replication fork protection complex; nucleus. Gene Ontology annotation, molecular function: DNA binding. Bases 1 to 453 code for a protein of 150 amino acids.